This is a messenger RNA of Odobenus rosmarus divergens (Pacific walrus), 999 nucleotides long. RefSeq names its product nuclear apoptosis inducing factor 1 (gene NAIF1). Gene Ontology annotation, cellular component: nucleus. The transcript has 2 exons. The coding region runs from base 1 to 984 and encodes 327 amino acids. The record is from RefSeq and is a predicted model, not a curated record. NCBI's taxonomy places the organism in Eukaryota, Metazoa, Chordata, Mammalia, Carnivora, Odobenidae.
AUGGCCGUCCCAGCCAAGAAAAGGAAGAUGAACUUCUCUGAGCGAGAGGUGGAGAUCAUCGUGGAGGAGCUGGAACUGAAGAAGCACCUGCUGGUGAACCACUUCAAUGCCGGGGUUCCUCUGGCUGCCAAGAGUGCGGCCUGGCACGGCAUCUUGAGAAGGGUCAACGCUGUGGCCACCUGCCGCAGGGAGUUGCCUGAGGUCAAGAAGAAGUGGUCUGACCUCAAGACCGAGGUCCGUCGCAAGGUUGCCCAGGUCCGGGCAGCAGUGGAGGGUGGCGAGGCCCCAGGGCCCACUGAGGAGGAUGGAGCCGGAGGGCCUGGGACAGGUGGUGGCAGUGGCGGCGGUGGCCCAGCUGUAGCCCCCGUCCUGCUCACCCCCAUGCAACAGCGCAUCUGCAACCUGCUGGGCGAGGCCACCAUCAUCAGCUUGCCUAGUACCACAGAGAUUCACCCCGUGGCCCUCGGACCCACAGCCACUGCAGCUGCAGCCACGGUCACCCUGACACAGAUCCCCACGGAGACCACCUAUCACACGCUUGAGGAGGGAGUGGUAGAGUACUGCACGGCGGAGGCCCCCCCGCCCCUGCCAGCCGAGGCCCCCGUGGAGAUGAUGCCCCAGCACGCUGACACCUCGGUCAAACCCCAAGCGCUCAAGAGCCGCAUAGCCCUCAACUCAGCCAAGCUGAUCCAGGAGCAGCGGGUCACCAAUCUGCACGUGAAGGAGAUUGCCCAGCACCUGGAGCAGCAGAAUGACCUGCUACAGAUGAUCCGCCGCUCCCAGGAGGUGCAGGCCUGCGCCCAGGAGCGCCAGGCCCAGGCCAUGGAGGGCACCCAGGCAGCGCUGAGCGUCCUCAUCCAGGUCCUCCGGCCCAUGAUCAAAGAUUUCCGCCGCUACCUGCAGAGCAACACGCCCAACCCCACACCCGCCUCGGAGCCUGGACAGGUGGCCCAGAACGGGCAGCCGGACAGCAUCAUCCAAUGAGGUCAGGGGUUGCGC